AUGGCAGGGUGUAAAUGUGAGGAGAGCAUAACGACGUAUGGCGAGGCACGGUUUAAUGGGCGGAGGAAGCAUAAGCUGGAUCAUAUGCAAGAUAUUGCAUAUAUGCCUCAGCAUGAGAAUCUGGAAACAAUUUCUGAGAUGACGGGAAGGGAUUUUAUUGCUUUGUCUAUUAAGAAGAGCAUAACGGAAGAGAAUCGCAAUGGGGAAACGGAUGAAGAGAUUUCGAAUGACAUAAUCAAAGUAUGUGGACUAGGCAGGUUUGUAGACCGGCCUCUCAGGAAAUUGUCUGGAGGGCAGCGGCAAAGGAUCAGGAUUGCAGAGGUGCUUGUGCGACGGAUGCCGUAUACAUUCCUUGACGAGUCGACCACUGGAUUGGAUGCAAACACAGCGCCUGCUAUUAUUGACUCGAUUAAGAGGUAUGCGAAGAAGCACAACCUGGGAGUAGUGGUAUCUAUACAUCAGCUGUCGAAUAGUAUAGUAUGUGCAAAGCAUUUGACAAUGUUUUUAUUAUGA
This is a messenger RNA of Ordospora pajunii, 513 nucleotides long. RefSeq lists its product as uncharacterized. Gene Ontology annotation, cellular component: ATP-binding cassette (ABC) transporter complex. The coding region runs from base 1 to 513 and encodes 170 amino acids. NCBI's taxonomy places the organism in Eukaryota, Fungi, Microsporidia, Ordosporidae. The transcript has a single exon. The record is from RefSeq and is a predicted model, not a curated record. Gene Ontology annotation, molecular function: ATP hydrolysis activity; ATP binding; ATPase-coupled transmembrane transporter activity.